AAACGAACAAUGGAUGUGAGUUCAUUUUAGUGUAAAUGCAGCUAUUUUCGCGCACGUAUAUUAUUGCUUUGAAAAAUCAACCUAAAUUUGUUUAUACAUAUUUUUUCUUUUGGAUAUUGUGUCAACUUUAAGUACUAUGAUGGGCGUUGUAUCAGAUUUUGGACAGAUAGCUACUAAGUGGGAUUUGAAAAACUUGGAAAUCCGUACAAUGACCGUGGAGAAAACAUUGGAGCCGUUGGUGUUGCAAGUGACCACAUUGGUGAAUACAACAGAGCCAAGUAAGAAGAAGAAAGGAAAAUCGAAACGUGCCAGCGCUCUUGUGGCAUCAAUUGAAAAAGCUACGGAAAACUUUGUCAUCAAAGGGGAACAAAUCGCCUACGAGAAUCCGGAUAUCACACAGGAAAUGCUGGCCGCAGUAGAAGAAGUACGUAAGACUGGUGAUGCCAUGAGCAUGGCUGCCAGGGAGUUUGCAGCUGACCCUUGUUCUUCGCUUAAACGUGGCAACAUGGUGAGGGCUGCUCGUAAUCUUCUCUCCGCUGUCACCAGAUUGCUUAUACUGGCGGAUAUGGUGGAUGUGCACUUAUUGCUCAAGUCGCUGCACGUCGUCGAAGAUGAUCUUAAUAAGCUUAAGAAUGCCUGCAGCCAGGAUGAACUUUUGAGUAAUAUUGAGCAGUUUGGUGAAAAUGCCGGCGAGCUGAUUAAGCAAGCAGCAAAACGACAACAAGAAUUGAAGGAUCCACAAUUGCGUGAUGAUUUGGCUGCAGCACGCGCCAUGCUUAAGAAACAUUCAACUAUGUUAUUCACUGCAUCCAAAGUGUACGUUCGGCACCCAGAACUGGAUUUGGCCAAGCUAAAUCGCGAUUUCAUAUUGAAGGAAGUUUGCGCGGCUGUGAACACUAUCAGUGAUGUGGCUCAAGGCAAAUCUUCACAACCGACAGAAAUAUAUAGUGGAGCUGGUGAACUCGCCGCAGCAUUAGAUGACUUUGAUGAGGGUAUCGUCAUGGAUACCUUGACAUAUAGUGAAGAACAUUCGCGACAGUUACUUGAGGAACGUUUGGAAAGCAUCAUCAGUGCGGCGGCAUUAAUGGCUGAUGCAGAUUGUACACGCGAUGAGCGUCGUGAAAGAAUUGUUGCCGAAUGUAAUGCAGUACGACAAGCACUACAGGAUCUCCUAUCCGAAUACAUGUCGAAUAUGGGACAAAAAGAUCACACACCCGGCCUGGAUAGGGCAAUAGAUCAAAUGUGCCGCAAAACCCGUGAUCUUCGCCGACAGCUGCGCAAAGCUGUGGUGGAUCACGUAUCCGAUUCCUUUUUGGAGACAUCCACGCCUCUAAUUGACCUAAUUGAGUGCGCCAAGACUGGUAAUGAGGCGAAACUACGAGAGAAGGCCGAUAUAUUUACCAGGCAUGCAGAAAAGUUAGUGGAAGUCGCAAACCUUGUAUGCAGCAUGUCUAAUAAUGAAGAUGGCGUUAAAAUGGUACGCUUUGCAGCAGCUCAAAUAGAAAGCCUUUGCCCGCAAGUAAUCAACGCCGCCUCAAUCUUAUGCGUGCGCCCGAACUCUAAGGUGGCACAGGAAAACAUGGCUGCUUAUCGCCAGGCAUGGGAAGCUCAAGUGCGCAUUCUGACAGAAGCCGUUGACGAUAUCACAACUAUCGACGAUUUUCUGGCCGUUUCCGAGAAUCACAUACUGGAAGAUGUAAACAAGUGUGUGAUGUCAUUGCAAAUGGGGGCCCCACAGGAGCUACGUACCACGGCCGGUGCAAUUCAGGGCCGAUCGGCGCGUAUCUGCGAUGUCGUUGAGGCAGAAAUGGAUAACUAUGAGCCAUGCGUUUACACGAAGAGAGUAAUGGAUGCUGUUCGAGUGUUAAAGGAGCAGGUGAUGGCCAAUUUUGCACAACGAGUUGAUACUGCAGUAGACGCCCUCGUAAACAAUUGCAGCAGGGAUGUCGAUGAGAAUGACUUUAUCGAUGCUUCGCGUCUAGUAUAUGACGGUGUACGUGAAAUACGACGUGCUGUACUAAUGAAUCGCAAUUCAGAUGAACUGGACACGGACACAGAAUUUGAACCAGCUGAAAAUACGAUGUCAGAGACGCGCAGCAAAUCCAGUGCACAAGACGGUGGGCCAACUGUCGACGAGUAUCCUGAAAUCAGUGGUAUAUGUACAGCGCGUGAAGCUAUGCGUAAGAUGACUGAAGAAGAUAAACAGAAGAUUGCCCAACAAGUGGAGCUGUUUCGUCGCGAAAAACUUACUUUCGACUCCGAAGUUGCUAAAUGGGAUGACGCAGGCAAUGAUAUUAUUUUCCUAGCCAAACAUAUGUGUAUGAUUAUGAUGGAAAUGACGGAUUUCACGCGUGGUCGCGGACCUUUGAAAACAACUAUGGAUGUUAUAAAUGCAGCUAAAAAAAUUUCCGAAGCUGGCACAAAACUUGACAAGCUUACUCGCGAGAUCGCUGAGCAGUGCCCGGAAAGUAGUACCAAAAAAGAUUUACUAGCUUAUUUGCAACGUAUCGCUCUCUAUUGUCAUCAAAUUCAAAUAACUUCGAAAGUUAAAGCUGAUGUGCAGAAUAUAAGCGGUGAACUAAUUGUAUCUGGUUUGGACAGCGCCACUUCUUUGAUUCAAGCAGCUAAAAAUUUGAUGAACGCAGUUGUGUUGACCGUAAAAUAUUCUUAUGUAGCAUCAACAAAAUACACCCGGCAAGGCACUGUCACAUCGCCUAUUGUUGUUUGGAAGAUGAAGGCACCGGAAAAGAAGCCACUAGUGCGCCCCGAAAAACCCGAAGAGGUGCGCGCUAAAGUGCGCAAAGGUUCACAAAAGAAAGUGCAAAAUCCAAUACAUGCCCUGUCGGAAUUUCAAAGCCCAGAUGGUGCGGUAUAAACCAUAGUAUUUAUGCAAUUCUUAUGCGAACUAAAAUGUAUUAGUAUUUGAAUUCAUGUCCACUUGCAAAGUUUGACUGAAUAAAUAUGGAGAACAGUAAUUACAUACAUAUAUACAUA
Molecule: messenger RNA, 2994 nt
Organism: Anastrepha ludens (Mexican fruit fly)
Lineage: Eukaryota; Metazoa; Arthropoda; Insecta; Diptera; Tephritidae
Gene: alpha-Cat
Product: catenin alpha
Exons: 1
Coding region: 137-2875 (912 amino acids)
Biological process (GO): cell-cell adhesion; cell migration
Cellular component (GO): adherens junction; catenin complex
Molecular function (GO): cadherin binding; actin filament binding; beta-catenin binding
Source: RefSeq, a predicted model, not a curated record